AUGACUGCUCAGGUAACACUGGAGGAUGCCUUGUCCAAUGUGGAUCUCUUGGAAGAAUUACCACUGCCAGAUCAGCAACCAUGUAUUGAACCUCCACCAUCAUCUCUGCUUUACCAGCCAAACUUCAACACAAAUUUUGAAGACAGAAAUGCGUUUGUCACUGGCAUUGCAAGAUACAUUGAGCAAGCUACAGUCCAUUCUAGCAUGAAUGAAAUGCUAGAAGAAGGUCAGGAAUAUGCAGUCAUGUUAUACACAUGGAGAAGCUGCUCAAGAGCCAUUCCUCAGGUCAAGUGCAAUGAGCAGCCUAACAGAGUAGAAAUUUACGAGAAAACUGUGGAAGUUCUGGAGCCAGAAGUCACAAAACUGAUGAAUUUUAUGUAUUUUCAGAGAAAUGCGAUUGAACGGUUUUGUGGGGAGGUGAGACGCUUGUGCCAUGCAGAGAGGAGGAAGGACUUUGUGUCUGAAGCAUAUCUGAUCACGCUGGGCAAAUUCAUCAACAUGUUUGCAGUGUUGGAUGAGUUGAAAAAUAUGAAGUGCAGCGUGAAGAAUGACCAUUCAGCCUACAAGCGUGCUGCUCAGUUCUUGCGGAAAAUGGCAGAUCCUCAGUCCAUUCAAGAAUCCCAGAACCUCUCCAUGUUCCUUGCCAACCAUAACAAAAUCACACAAUCUUUGCAGCAGCAGUUGGAGGUGAUUGUUGGCUAUGAAGAGCUGCUUGCAGAUAUUGUGAAUUUGUGUGUGGACUACUAUGAAAACAAAAUGUAUCUAACGCCCAGUGAGAAACAUAUGCUUUUGAAAGUUAUGGGCUUUGGAUUGUACCUGAUGGAUGGAAGCGUCAGUAACAUCUAUAAGCUGGAUGCAAAGAAAAGGAUAAAUUUAGCGAAGAUAGACAAGUUCUUUAAGCAGUUGCAGGUUGUUCCACUCUUUGGUGACAUGCAAAUUGAACUUGCAAGAUACAUUAAGACCAGUGCCCAUUAUGAGGAAAAUAAAUCCAGGUGGACAUGCACGUCUUCCAGCAGCAGUCCCCAGUACAAUAUAUGUGAGCAGAUGAUCCAAAUCAGAGAAGACCAUAUGCGUUUCAUAUCAGAACUGGCUCGUUACAGCAACAGUGAGGUGGUGACUGGAUCUGGUCGACAGGAAGCUCAAAAGACAGAUGCAGAGUAUCGGAAGCUCUUUGAUCUCUCUCUCCAAGGCCUGCAGCUUCUCUCCCAGUGGAGCGCAUAUAUCAUGGAAGUGUAUUCAUGGAAGCUGGUACAUCCAACUGACAAAUAUUCUAAUAAAGAUUGUCCUGACAAUGCAGAAGAGUAUGAAAGAGCAACAAGAUACAAUUAUACUAGUGAGGAGAAGUUUGCGUUGGUUGAGGUGAUUGCUAUGAUCAAAGGUCUUCAGGUGUUGAUGGGAAGGAUGGAGAGUGUUUUCAAUCAUGCCAUUCGCCAUACCAUUUAUGCAGCUCUUCAAGACUUUGCCCAGGUUACACUCAGAGAGCCUUUAAGACAAGCCAUUAAAAAGAAGAAGAAUGUCAUUCAGAGUGUUUUGCAGGCCAUCAGGAAGACAGUCUGUGACUGGGAAGCGGGUCAUGAGCCGUUCAACGACCCGGCUCUGAGGGGAGAGAAGGACCCCAAAAGUGGUUUUGACAUCAAAGUCCCAAGGCGUGCAGUGGGACCCUCCAGCACUCAGCUCUACAUGGUUCGCACUAUGACAGAGUCCUUAAACUCUGCCGAGCUGUUGAAGCAGCUCAAGUCUCUGGGACUGGAAAAGCUAUUGCAUGUGACACACAAGUUUCUGAGGCAGUCCUACACCUAUCCGCCUCUUUUAAACUUUGGUGAAACCCUGCAGCAGUGCUGUGAUCUGUCUCAGCUGUGGUUCAGGGAAUUCUUCUUAGAGCUGACCAUGGGCAGAAGAAUCCAGUUUCCCAUUGAGAUGUCCAUGCCUUGGAUUCUGACAGACCAUAUUUUGGAGACCAAAGAGGCAUCAAUGAUGGAGUAUGUUCUGUAUUCUUUGGACCUUUAUAAUGACAGUGCUCAUUAUGCACUUACUAAAUUUAAGAAGCAGUUCCUCUAUGAUGAGAUUGAAGCAGAGGUAAACCUGUGUUUUGACCAAUUUGUCUACAAGCUGGCAGACCAAAUAUUUGCGUACUACAAGAUAAUGGCUGGCAGCCUACUUCUGGAUAAACGAUUACGUUCAGAAUGCAAGAACCAAGGAGCAACCAUUCAGUUGCUACAGUCCAACCGCUACGAGACGCUGCUGAAACAGAGGCAUGUCCAACUUCUUGGUAGGUCAAUAGACCUGAACCGACUGAUCACUCAGCGAAUUUCAGCGGCCAUGUACAGGUCCAUGGAACUGGCAAUCGGUCGAUUUGAAAGCGAGGAUUUGACUUCCAUUGUGGAGCUGGAUGGCUUGAUAGAGAUAAACAAAAUGACUCAUAAGCUGCUGAGUAGAUACAUGACCUUGGACAGCUUUGACGCCAUGUUCAGAGAAGCCAAUCACAACGUGUCAGCCCCUUACGGAAGAAUCACUCUUCAUGUCUUUUGGGAACUGAAUUACGAUUUCCUUCCAAACUACUGCUACAAUGGAUCCACUAACAGAUUUGUUCGGACCGUGCUACCGUUUUCUCAGGAGUUUCAGAGAGAUAAGCAGCCUAAUGCACAGCCGCAGUAUCUCUAUGGAUCGAAGGCAUUGAAUCUGGCAUAUUCCAGCAUCUACAGCAACUACAGGAAUUUUGUCGGUCCCCCUCACUUUAAAGUCAUCUGUAGACUUCUCGGAUAUCAGGGUAUUGCUGUGGUGAUGGAGGAGUUGCUGAAAGUUGUCAAGAGUCUGUUACAAGGGACGAUUCUUCAGUAUGUCAAGACCCUAAUGGAGGUGAUGCCCAAGAUCUGUAGGUUGCCGAGACAUGAGUACGGUUCUCCAG
Apaloderma vittatum (bar-tailed trogon) is the source of this 2905-nucleotide messenger RNA. Its product is annotated as cytoplasmic FMR1-interacting protein 1. Gene Ontology annotation, molecular function: small GTPase binding; RNA 7-methylguanosine cap binding. The annotation marks the transcript as partial. Lineage: Eukaryota; Metazoa; Chordata; Aves; Trogoniformes; Trogonidae. Gene Ontology annotation, biological process: regulation of translation; modification of synaptic structure; cell morphogenesis. The record is from RefSeq and is a predicted model, not a curated record. Gene Ontology annotation, cellular component: neuron projection; SCAR complex; synapse. The transcript has 24 exons.